UUUUCUUCCUCCAUCUAUAAACCCCUUCUUCCUCCCAUCGCCGUACGGUCUCUGCAAAAUCCUUUUUUAUCUUUCCCUUCUUUCUCGCCCAAAAUAUUGGGCCUGUUCUGCUCUCUUUCAGUUUGGGCUUUUUCAAUAUUAUGGUUGACUGAUUGAUUGAAAUGGAUGGAGUUACCAGUGGCAACGCGGGCAACAGUGGUGGCGAUUCCUCCACCAGUGGAGGCGGCGGAGGUGUGGCGGCGCAGCCCAUGGCGAUGCAGGGAGCGAACGCUCCGCCACCAUUUCUGAGUAAGACCUAUGAUAUGGUCGACGAUCCCGCGACGGAUGGGAUCGUAUCGUGGAGUUCCACCAACAACAGCUUCGUCGUCUGGAAACCACCGGAGUUCGCGCGGGAUCUCCUCCCUAAGCACUUCAAGCACAAUAACUUCUCUAGCUUCGUCCGCCAGCUCAAUACCUAUGGUUUCAGGAAGGUCGAUCCUGAUCGCUGGGAAUUUGCCAAUGAGGGGUUUUUAAGGGGUCAGAAACACCUUCUUAGGAGUAUUACUAGGCGCAAACCAGCCCAUGGACAUGUUCACCAGCAGCCGCAGCAAACACAUGGACAGAAUUCAUCUGUGGGUGCCUGUGUUGAGGUUGGAAAGUUUGGUCUAGAGGAAGAAGUUGAGAGGUUGAAGAGGGACAAGAAUGUCCUUAUGCAGGAACUGGUUAGGUUGAGACAGCAGCAGCAGGCAACUGACAACCAACUGCAAACCAUGGCACAGCGUCUUCAGGGUAUGGAGCAGCGACAGCAACAGAUGAUGUCAUUCCUUGCAAAGGCUGUCCAAAGCCCUGGUUUCUUGGCUCAAUUUGUACAGCAGCAAAAUGAGAGCAAUAGGCGUAUUACCGAGGCCAACAAGAAACGGAGGCUGAAGCAGGAAGGUAUUAUUGAGAAUGAGCAUGCCUCUGCUCCUGAUGGACAAAUUGUGAAAUAUCAACCCCUGAUGAAUGAGGCAGCGAAAGCAAUGAUUAGGCAGAUUAUGAAAAUGGAUUCUUCUUCUCGGUUGGAACCCUUUAACAGCAAUCAUGAUAAUUUUUUGAUUGGCAAUGGUUCUUCACCAUCUUCUCCACUAGAAAGUGGUAGUUCUUCAAGCCAUAUGUCUGGGGUGGCCCUUCAAGAGGUCCCACCAACUUCAGGUCAGUCAUGUUAUGUGCCUACAACUUCGGGGAUAUCGACGCCGGUUCCUUCAGCUGGUAUAUCUGAAAUACAAUCCUCCCCACGUGCUGCAACUUCUGACAAGGUUCCAACUCAGUUUCCAGAUGUGAGCAUGCUGGUUCGAUCACAAGAAGUACCAUCCAACUCUGUUUCUCCCUCAGAUGUAGUCAUGUCAGAGCUUUCUCCAAUACCUGAAAUUGUACCCGGAAAUAUGGCUGAUAUCCCUACAGAGACUUACAUGGAAUCUCAUACAGAAUCUGGUGCGUUUAUAGACCCCACUUCAUUAGUAAAUGGUUCCCUGUCCAUUGAACUUGAUGACAUUGCUCCCGAUCCGGACAUUGAUGCGUUGCUAGAAAAUUCUUCCUUCUGGGAGGAGCUUCUUGUGCAAAGCCCCGUGCCAGAGGAUAUAGAAUCAACAUCAAUGGGCAACGAAAACAAGGGAAAUGAGACACAGCCAAUUGGAAAUGGGUGGAACAAAGUUCAGCAUAUGGAUAAGCUUACAGAACAAAUGGGUCUUCUUAAAUCGGACACCAACAGGGUGUAGAAUUUGUCUAUAUACCUUGCACAACGAUCUUUUAUGUUAGUAAGAUAAACCCCAACAAAAAUAAAUUAGUACAGUUGUUAAUUACAUAGUCCUCUAGUUUUGGCGAUUGGAAACCAGCUGACAUUCUGCACACAUUCACUUUGGCUCUGUUUUCGCACAUAUGGAGACAUUGCCCAGUAACUUUUUUUUUUUUUUUUUUUUAGUUUUAUAAAUUCCUGUACUUGGCUGCAACUUCAUGGGAGGGACAGGGGCUAAAGAACUCGGCAGGCUGAGCGGUGUCCAAUAGUUGUGGCUCUUAAUUUUCUGUCAUUUGUAAAAGUUGAUAUGUUAGAGAGCCAUUGUUGGUUUAAGAGACGACUGGUAAUGGAUUACUGUGCAAAAAAUUUCAUUUCUCUGA
Carica papaya (papaya) is the source of this 2130-nucleotide messenger RNA. RefSeq names its product heat shock transcription factor A1D (gene HSFA1D). Gene Ontology annotation, molecular function: RNA polymerase II cis-regulatory region sequence-specific DNA binding; DNA-binding transcription factor activity. Lineage: Eukaryota; Viridiplantae; Streptophyta; Magnoliopsida; Brassicales; Caricaceae. Gene Ontology annotation, cellular component: nucleus. Gene Ontology annotation, biological process: regulation of transcription by RNA polymerase II; cellular response to heat. The record is from RefSeq and is a predicted model, not a curated record.